AUGAGCACCACCUUCCUUCAGAGCUCUUCUACCUAUGGGGGUGGCUUUGGUGGGGGCUUCACUCGGGGAACCUCUCUCCUGGCUGGUGGUGGAUAUGGAGGGGGAAGUCUCCUAGGGAGUGUUGGUCAGAUUUCUGCCUCCUCAGAUAGCUUUGUCUCCUCUGGGUUGGCUGGGGGCUACGGUGGUAGAAUGAGCGAUGGCUUUGGUGGAGGGGUUUAUGGAGGUUAUAGAGGAGGCUUGGGCAGCGGCUUUGACUUGGGUGGUGGAGAAGGUGGACUCUUGACUGGCAAUGAGAAAACCACCAUGCAAAACCUCAAUGACCGCCUGGCAUCCUACCUGGACAAAGUUCGGGCUCUGGAGGUGGCCAAUACAGAUCUUGAGGUUAAGAUCCGAGACUGGCAUCUGAAGCAAAGUCCCACUGACCUUGAGCGGGAUUACAGUCCCUAUUUCAAGACCAUCAAUGAGCUCCUUGACGAGAUAGGACUAAAUUCCACCUUUGACAAUUGUCGGGUCAUUUUGGAGCUUGACAGUUCUUGGCUGGCUGCUGAUGACUUCAGACUCAAGUAUGAGAAUGAGUUGAGCCUAAGUCACAGUGUGGAGGCUGACAUCAGUGGCCUGCGCAGAGUGAUGGAUGAGCUGACCCUGGCCAAGGCUGAGCUGGAGACACAGGUUGAGAACCUGAAUGAGGAGCUGGACUACCUGAAGAGGAACUUUGAGGAGGAAAUGAAAGAGUAUAAUAACCAGCUGAUGGGCCAGGUCAAUGUGGAGAUGGAUGCAGCCCCGGGGGUAGACCUGACCAGUGUGCUUUCUGAGAUGCGAGAGCAGUAUGAAGCCAUUGCCGAGAAGAAUCGUCGAGAUGCUGAGACGUGGUUCUUUAGCAAGACUGAAGAACUGAACAAAGAGGUGGCGUCCAGCACUGAAAUGAUCCAGACCAGCAAGACAGAGGUCACUGACCUGAGACGCACGCUCCAGGGCCUGGAGAUUGAGCUUCAGUCCCAGCUCAGCAUGAAAGCCCGGCUGGAGAGCUCUUUGGCAGAGAUGGAGUACUGCUAUGCUACCCAACUGCAGCAGAUGCAGGAGCUGAUUAGCAACAUUGAGAUCCAGCUGGGUGAGCUCCGCAAUGAGAUGGAAAGUCAGAACCAGCAGCACAAGAUGCUCCUGGACAUCAAGACCCGGGUGGAUCAGGAGAUCGCCACAUACCACAAUCUGCUGGAGGGCCAGGACCCCAAGAUGUUUGGUUUCAGUACUAGAGCAGGUUCCCUUAGCGGAGAAGGUGGUGGUGAUAGCAGCAGCAGCAGGGUCCACAUUACCAUGGAGGAAUCAGUGGAUGGAAAGGUGGUUUCUUCCCCAAAAAGGGAAAUUUAAAUCUUCAAAAUCUUCACCAUAGGCAAAAGAGAAAGUCCCUCACCUGCCUGGCUGAGAGCAUGAGCAAUCACAGUGGGGAGGAGGAUGGAAACUCCAGUGUUUGCCCUGGGAAUGGGAUGGCAAAUGUAGGCCCUGCCAUGCCCUGUUCAAUUCUCCUUAGUGUUUCUCUCCUCUCCUUUCUUCCCAACCCACUGUACUCUGCUUUGCAGCAGUACUUUCCUAGGUGGAAGCCAGGGGAAGAGGUUGUAUUGUGUAACCUAUCCUCAAUUGUACUGUUUCUUUCUGUGAAAUAAAGUUUUUCCUUCUUCUGUU
Messenger RNA from Phascolarctos cinereus (koala), 1677 nucleotides. Lineage: Eukaryota; Metazoa; Chordata; Mammalia; Diprotodontia; Phascolarctidae. The record is from RefSeq and is a predicted model, not a curated record.